AUGCCGCUCAACCUCAGUAAACUCCGGUCUCGACAUGCCGCCGUGGCCUUCUUCGCCCUCGCGGCCUUUGCCAACGCCGCUCGGCUGCCUAGCUCUGCCCGACAACCUACCAGCAGCUUGACCUUCAAGUGCGAUCUGCCUUCGGCCAUUGACCCCUCCAUCGAUGGCCUGCCGUCCGCCGAGGAGCAAUUCUUCUCCUAUCAUGCCAUGAUCCGUCAGGUGGAACGCCUCCAAGCCGUCGCGCGAAUUCCAACCGUCUGCUUCGAAGACCUCCGUCCCUUUGACGAGGACGAACGCUGGAAGCCGUUUGAAGAGAUGCAUGCCGUCGUCGAGAUGACAUACCCGAUAAUUCACGAGCGGGCUGUGGUCGAAACGAUUAAUCGCUUUGGCCUCGUGUACACCAUUCACGGAUCUGAUUCAACGCUGAGCCCCAUCCUGUUGACGGCUCACCAGGACGUAGUCCCAGUCGAAGAAGACAUGUCCAAAUGGGAGCACCCCCCUUUCGAAGCCCACUUCGACGGCGAGAGCCUCUGGGGCCCCGGCGUCAUCCAAGACAAAGGCGUCUUGACCGCCGUCAUGUCGGCCGUCGAGAGCCUGCUGACCGACUACUCAUGGAUGCCUGAGCGCACCCUCCUGCUGGCCGUCGGCUUCGACGAGGAAUGUUCCGGCUCCCAUGGCGCCGCCGAGAUUUCACAGUUCCUCGGCAGUCGAUACGGCCAGGAUGGCAUAGCUGCUAUCCUCGACGAAGGAGGCCAGGGGCUGCAGUCCCUCGGAGACACACUCUACGCGCUUCCUGCCGUGUACGAAAAGGGGUACCUCGACGUAUGGUUCGACCUCGACGUCGUCGGUGGCCCCAGCUCGAACCCCCCUCCGUACACAGCCAUCGGGAUCAUGUCCGAGCUGGUCGUUGCCCUGGAGGAGAUCAAGUUCAAGCCCGAGGUGAUCGAGGACGGCCCGGUGCACAGACAUCUCCAGUGCCAGACUCGUUACUCCCCCGAUGCCGACCGCGAGCUCACGGAGCUUGUCCACAGCCAUAACCUGGACGGCAUGGCUAACCACCUCAGCCAGAGCCAUGAGACCCAAUACUUGAUUCAGACAUCCCAGGCCGUCAACCGAAUCAACGGUAUUGGAAAGUUGAACUCGUUACCGGGCUAUGUUUACCUGGGCACCGAUUUUCGUAGUGCUCCUCAGGAUGACGUGCUCAAGUUGCAGCGUGCCAUCGUCGACGCUGCCUCCAAAGUCUCCUCCAAGUAUGAUUUACAGCUGCAGGCAUUUGAAGACGACAAAGCGUAUCAAAAGUCAGCAAAAAACGCCGGCUCAUCGAAAUCCAAUCCUCAACGAGACCUCAACCGCAACGGAACCCUCAACCUUCGAGCAAAGCAUAUUUCGGAUGUAACUCCAAUUUCACCCACCGAAGGGCUUGUCUGGGAUAUCUUGGCCGGCACCAUACGACACUCCUUUUCUUUCAACGGCACCGUUGUUCCCGUCGGUGAGACCAUGCUUGGCAACACGGACAGCCGCCACUACCUCGGCCUCUCAUCGCACGUCUAUCGUUGGGCACCGAUCCGAAACGGUGCAUUCGAGAACUUUCGCACCGCAAACGAGCGCGUUCGAAUGACCGCCCACAUGGAAAUGGUCGGGUUUUACUACGACUUGAUCCGCAACUUGAACAGUGGAAAACGCAGCGAUGCAAUCUUUUUGACUUCGGAACUUUAA
This is a messenger RNA of Drechmeria coniospora, 1716 nucleotides long. RefSeq lists its product as uncharacterized. Gene Ontology annotation, molecular function: metallocarboxypeptidase activity. Bases 1 to 1716 code for a protein of 571 amino acids. The transcript is spliced from 3 exons. The record is from RefSeq and is a predicted model, not a curated record. NCBI's taxonomy places the organism in Eukaryota, Fungi, Ascomycota, Sordariomycetes, Hypocreales, Ophiocordycipitaceae. Gene Ontology annotation, cellular component: fungal-type vacuole lumen.